This is a messenger RNA of Penicillium soppii, 1506 nucleotides long. Its product is annotated as cytochrome P450. The record is from RefSeq and is a predicted model, not a curated record. Lineage: Eukaryota; Fungi; Ascomycota; Eurotiomycetes; Eurotiales; Aspergillaceae. The transcript has 5 exons. Bases 1 to 1506 code for a protein of 501 amino acids. Gene Ontology annotation, molecular function: oxidoreductase activity, acting on paired donors, with incorporation or reduction of molecular oxygen; iron ion binding; heme binding.
AUGGCUGGCCUAUUGUUACUAGGACUAUGUGGUUUGUCGAUGUACAUUGCCACCAAAAUCAUCUAUCGGUUAUAUUUCCAUCCUCUCAGCAAAAUUCCUGGGCCUAAACUUGCGGCGAUCACAGGAUAUUAUGAGUUUUAUUUUAAUGUCAUAAAGCGAGGAACCUUUAUUUGGGAAAUGGAACGUCUACAUGAAAUAUACGGACCUAUUAUACGCGUUACUCCUAAUGAAGUUCACAUCAAGGAUUCAAGUUACUACGAUGAGAUCUACGCCUCUAGCAAGCGAAGACGCGAGAAGGAUGCGGAAAGAGUCGCCCAAUUUGACCUUGAAGAUUCGGGUUUCUCUAGUGUGUCACCAGAGGACCACCGAAAGCGUCGUUCAUACAUAGAAAAGCACUUUUCGAAACAAUCGAUUACCAACAUAGAGUAUUUAAUCUAUGAAAACAUCGAGAAGCUUGACCAACACUUCAAGCGUGCCUUUGAAUCCCACAAAGUCAUCAGUCUCGAUGCCGGUUUUGCUGGGCUGACUUCCGAUGUCAUUCACAAAUACGCCUACGGCUUCAACAGUGGAAACCUUGAUCAUGAAGACUUCAAUGAAAGGGUUCGAGAUGGCCUGAAUGGACUAUUCAAGUUCGCUCAUCUCAUAUUCUUCUUUCCAAUUCUUCAAACUAUAAUGAAAGCACUUCCCUUGUGGGUACUGGAAAAAGUUGAUCCAUUCGCCUAUGCACUGGCAAGCCAAAAGGCAGAUCUUCUUCGCCGAACAGAAAAGUUUUUGCAGGGCGAAUCUCCAAAGAUGAAGACUCGUCCCAUCAUGGAGGUUCUCACUGGCCCCAGUAUGCCUGAGGACAUGCGUGGUGCCGUUCGCCUGAACAAUGAGGGAUUUGCCAUGAUCAUUGGUGGCACUGAGACAACCGCGCGGUCUUUGGCCAUUGCUGCUUUCCACCUCCUGACAAACGAUCUCAUUAAAACAAAAUUGCGAGAGGAAUUGCAGAUGGUUAUGCCUACACCUGAGUCUCGUCCAACAUGGAGUCAACUUGAACAAUUACCCUACAUGUCUGCAAUCGUCUGGGAAACAUUGCGUGUAUCCACUGGAAUCGCAAGUCGAUCGUCUCGCGUUGCGCCCUCUGAGGCGCUAGUCUACAAAGAAUACACCAUUCCUCCCGGUACCCCAGUCAGCGAGACUAACUACUUCGUUCUCACGGAUCCUGAUAUCUUCCCCGACCCGCAUACAUUCGAUCCAGACCGAUGGCUGCGUGCUGCAGCAAAGGGAGAGCGUUUAGACAAAUAUAUGGUCAACUUUUCGAAAGGCACUCGGAUAUGUGUUGGCAUGAAUUUGGCCUAUGCGGAGCUAUUUCUUGUAUUGGCGGCAUUUGUUCGGCGCUAUGAUAUGGAGCUCUUCGAAACAACAGAGAAGGACAUCGCUUUUGCGCGUGACUUUGGAACGCCAUAUCCAGAUGAGGGUAACACUCGUGUGCGGGCCAUGGUCACAAAGUUGAUGCAAGAGUAA